Molecule: messenger RNA, 3958 nt
Organism: Zalophus californianus (California sea lion)
Lineage: Eukaryota; Metazoa; Chordata; Mammalia; Carnivora; Otariidae
Gene: SSTR3
Product: somatostatin receptor 3
Exons: 3
Coding region: 860-2158 (432 amino acids)
Biological process (GO): neuropeptide signaling pathway
Cellular component (GO): membrane; neuron projection
Molecular function (GO): neuropeptide binding; somatostatin receptor activity
Source: RefSeq, a predicted model, not a curated record
UCUGCCUGCCACCCCCUCCUUCUCCUUCCUCCUUCCCCGCUCUCCAUCCCUGCCUCUCUCCACAUCUCCCUCUCGCCCCUGCUCUCCUCUCUGCUCCUGCUUCUCUUCUCCCUGCCACGCAUUUCUUAUCACUCCCCCUCAUUCUGGCUUUCCACCCACUCAUUGUCUUCUCUCUCUCUCUCUCUCUCUCUCCACCUCCGACCGAUCUCCCCUUUCCCCUCUAUUUCUAUUGGCUUCCGAUAGUCCCUGCUCCCCUUUUCUUUUCCUUGGGAGGUUCUCUGUCCAUGCGCACUUUGAGCUCUUGCCCACAGACCCCCCUCUGUGCCUCUAACCGCCCCCCCCAGGAUGUGUCCUGGAGAUGGGGGGGUGACGCACCAGGCACCCGUGGGAAGUCAGGGCCGGAGACCAGAUGGGAGAGGCUCUGUGGGCAGCCGUGGCCGCCGCAGGCCUAGGAAGGGGCUCAGGCCGUAAGCUGUCUACAAAUGGGCAGUGUGUGGGGACCCCAGCUAAGGGUGCUCUGGGCACUUGGGGCCUGGGCAGGGAGAGGGGGCAGCAGAAUGGUAACCAGCCUGGCGGCAAGCAGGGGAGCCCUCACCCCAUGGGCAGCUAGGGGACCUUGUGCAAGUUACUGAACUUCGCUGAGCCUCAGCUUCCUCUUCUGUAAAAAUCCUCCCUCCUGGGCUUUGUGAGGAUUUCAUGAUGUGGGUCGAAGUCUUGUGCCCAGGAGCAGUGGCCACCUCGCUCGGAGCUAUACUUGCUGAACUGCUUGGUCUGUCCUCAUUUCCCAGUGCCAGGCGCUGUGCCAGGUGCUGGGGCUAAAGAAGCCAAUAGCUGACUGCUGACCACCCUCCCCACGGCCAUGGAUGCCCCUGGCUAUCCUGCAUCGGCGCCCACAACCUUGGAACCUGGAAACACUUCCUCGGCCUGGCUCCUGGAUGCCACCCUGGGAAAUGUGUCGGCAGCCCCCAGUGUGGCAGGGCUGGCCGUCAGCGGUGUUCUGAUCCCACUGGUCUACCUGGUGGUGUGCGUGGUGGGCCUGCUGGGCAACUCCCUGGUCAUCUACGUGGUCCUGAGGCAUACGGCCAGCCUGUCGGUCACCAAUGUCUACAUCCUCAACCUGGCCCUGGCCGAUGAGCUCUUCAUGCUGGGGCUGCCCUUCCUGGCUGCCCAGAACGCCCUGUCCUACUGGCCGUUUGGCUCUCUCAUGUGCCGCCUGGUCAUGGCCGUGGACGGCAUCAACCAGUUCACCAGCAUCUUCUGCCUCACCGUCAUGAGUGUGGAUCGCUACCUGGCCGUGGUGCAUCCCACCCGCUCUGCCCGCUGGCGAACGGCGCCCGUGGCCCGCAUGGUGAGCGUGGCCGUCUGGGUGGCCUCGGCGGUGGUGGUGCUGCCCGUGGUGGUCUUCUCAGGGGUGCCCCACGGCAUGAGCACCUGCCACAUGCAGUGGCCUGAGCCGGCGGCCGCCUGGCGCGCCGGCUUCAUCAUCUACACGGCUGCACUGGGCUUCUUCGGGCCGCUGCUGAUCAUCUGCCUCUGCUACCUGCUCAUCGUGGUCAAGGUGCGCUCGGCCGGGCGGCGGGUGCGGGCGCCCUCGUGCCAGCGGCGGCGGCACUCGGAGCGCAGGGUCACGCGCAUGGUGGUGGCCGUGGUGGCGCUCUUCGUCCUCUGCUGGAUGCCCUUCUACGUGCUCAACAUCGUCAACGUGGUGUGCCCGCUGCCCGAGGAGCCCGCCUUCUUCGGCCUCUACUUCCUGGUGGUGGCGCUGCCCUAUGCCAACAGCUGUGCCAACCCCGUCCUCUAUGGCUUCCUCUCCUACCGCUUCCAGCAGGGGUUCCGCAGGGUCCUGCUGCGACCCUCCCGCCGCGUGCGCAGCCAGGAGCCUUCUGCCGGACCCCCGGGGAGGACAGUGGAGGAGGAGGAGGAGGAGGAGGAGGAGGAGGAGGAGGAGGAGGAGGAGGAGCAGCAGCAGCGGGAGGAGGGGGCAGGGAAGCAGGGGGAGGGGCAGGAGAGGAAUGGCCGGGUCAGCCUCAUCACGCAGCCUGGCACCAGCAGGCGGGAGCGGCCGCCCAGCGGCAAGGCCAGCAAGGACAAGCAGUUCCUCCCGCAAGAGGCCUCGGCUGGGGACAAGCCAGGCACACUGCACGUCAGCUAUCUGUAGGGGCCUGCGGAGGGCCCGCGGGGCCCACGGAUAGGACAGAGGCUGUGCGCGCCUAGGGCAUGGCUGUCCAUGGUGCCAGAGGCCCCCUGCUUGGAGGCCUGGGCUCCGAUCCCAGAGCUGCUGAGACUCGCGGGGUGACCUUGCCUAGGUCUCUUUCCUUCUCUGGGCCUUGUGUUCUCUUCUGUGACUCAGGGAUGGGAAUAAUCAGCCAGGACAAGCUCUGCUGGAUGAGAAGUCCGGAGGGGCAUCGCCUCUGGCUGGCCUUCCUGAGUGGGGCCCAGUUCAGGGGGCAGGUGCGGACUGGCCUUCCCCCUCAAAGAAAGAGCAUCCUGGUGGACCAGCCUGAAUCUUGGCCCUCGUAGCGACUGACCAAGGUCUGGAUUUCCCGGGCUCAGAGUCAGGUUCGCAGGGGAGGGACUGGUGUAGAAGUAGAAGAAAGUCUUACCCAGUGCAGGGAGGGGUAGGAACUGCUCAGGCCCCACCUCAGCUCUCCCCCACUUGCUGCAAGGCCUCAGCCGUCUCUUCCCCCUCUCUGGGCCUCAGGCAUCACCUGCUGAACAACCCAAUAACCUCCAGGCCCUCUUGGCCCAGAUGGUCAGUGCUGGGACUCCUGUGUUCCUGGCCCUGAGAGGCCGUGGAUUUUCCAGGAACGUCUCCCAGGCCAGCUUCAGGGUCCCGUCCCGCUUGGGCCCACCUAAGGCCCUGUAUCUCAUUUUGUACUUGGAAUUUUAUAUUCAUUUUCAUAAAGAGGGUCUCCAAACUGCAUACAUUUAGGCCACUCAAAGCCCCACUCAGCGCUUUUGAGGGCAGCUGACCAAUCCCCGAAGCAGCUCACGUUGUGUCCUGUGGCUGCAGAGGGGCUUGUCUCUCCGUGUCUGAGGGCUCAGUCACCAGUGUCUACAUCCUCAACCCGGCCCUGGCCGCCGAGCUCUUCGUGCUGGGGCUGCCCUUCCUGGCUGCCCAGAGCGCCCGGUCCUACUGGCCCUUCGGCUAUGGGAUCGCCCGCAUACAGCACCAUCGGCCUUCCUCCCCUCCCAGAGGCCCAGGCAGGGCCCAAGCCAGGCGGACUGGUGGGGAAAGGCAGUGUCUAACUAGCAUGGUGAGGGGAAGGAGGAAGAGGAGGAGGGGAAGGAUGAAGAGGGAGGGGAAAGGAAGAGAGGAAGGGGGAGAAAGAGGGUGGAGGACAGAUCCGCUCCAUGACCGCGCAGCCAUCCUCGGUCCCUCUGGGCUGAGCUCGGUGGUAGCGCUGCUGAAAGCCCGUCGUGGAUGCCUGGUCUGAUCAAUCUCAAGGGAAGGAUGCAGUCAGGAUGGGAUGGCGAACGCUCUGGAAGGUACAGCGCGGGCUCCCUUGAGGGCCUGUCUGCGCUGGUAAGAGGGGCUGCGCCUUGACGGUGGCCUAGGGACAGAGCUGAGACUCAGGGCCCCGCGGGUUGGGGAUCAGGCCUCCCCAAUCUCUAUAUUCUCCGGGGCCACAGUGUGGGGCGGCCCAGGGAAGACAAGGCAAGGGGGGGCUGGCGAGGACAGGAGGGGCCGCCAUGCAAGGACUCUCUCCCAGAGAUAAGCCCUCAGAGCCAUGGUGAGAUUGGCUCUGGGGUGAGUGGCACCUCAAGCUAACUCCCUCCAUCCCCCACCCUGGCAGAGGGCAGGGGGGGGGUCCUCAAGGAAAGCACGCGAACUGCAAGUUGGAAGACCUAGAUCUUCAACCCACCUCAGGAUCCUGGCUAGCCUUGACCUCUCUGGGGCUCAGUUUCCCCAUCAUAAGACGGAGGCUGUCCCAGUAUGUCUACCUGCUCGGAUUUG